Musa acuminata AAA Group (dessert banana) is the source of this 1210-nucleotide messenger RNA. RefSeq names its product O-fucosyltransferase 28-like. The transcript has 4 exons. Gene Ontology annotation, cellular component: cytoplasm. Bases 224 to 1210 code for a protein of 328 amino acids. Lineage: Eukaryota; Viridiplantae; Streptophyta; Magnoliopsida; Zingiberales; Musaceae. The record is from RefSeq and is a predicted model, not a curated record.
UUCUCUUGACCUCUCCACGUCCCAACUCCUCUAUUUCCGGAACACCUCUCCCACCCUCGCGGCAAAACCAGAACCAGUGAGAGAGAGAGAGAGAGAGAGAGAGAGAGAGAGGCGACGGUUCCCGGACGCCAACGAUCACCGUGAAGUUUCCCGGGGUUUUCUCCACCCCUCGCUCGCCACCUGCAAUCCCUACUCCCGGCCACCCCCCUUGGUGCAACCGGCCAUGGUGAUGAUCGCCGCCGGCGCCAUUCCCUCGAGCGCAACCACCAACAACCCCAUCGUCUCCGGCCCGACGAGGCGGCGGCUGCCGGAAUUCACUGAUCCGGAGAGGACCGUCGCGGACGACGAGGAAGACGAGGACGCCGACGCCCACGAUCACGAUCACGCGCCGGCUGCAGGACCCAUAGGCGCACUGAAGCGUACCGUCUCGCGGAGGCUGCUGCUUAGGCAUGGCAAGGGCGGCGGGGGGAGAUGGGGGAGUAUUAACGUCUGGAUGAGGCUGCUGCCGCUGGUUCUCCUCCUGGUCCUGGCUGCCACCGUGCUCUUAGGCACUGCACGCGUCGGUGUUUCCCAUGAGAGGAAGGACGUGGUGGUGCAGAUCGGCAACGUUCGUGACGAGUGGUCGAGUUGGACGCUGGAGAACACGACCAGGAUAAAGAGAAGGCCAAAUCCUCCGAUUCCUGAGAUAUGGAUGAAUCCAAACAACAAUGGUUACGAACAAUGCAUAUCUCGUCCAAAGGGUGACUGCAGUAAGUUUCGCAAUGCCGAUGAAUUCAAAGACAUAUUUGAUGUGAAGCAUUUCAAGGAAGCUCUCAAAGGUGACAUCGUGGUGGUCGACUCCCUCCCACGACAGUACGCCAAGAUCAAGCCGCUUCAGAGAGCUCCCAUCUCGUGGUCUAAGGUUUCCUACUUCAGAAGCUUUGGUAAUAUUUUGAGCAGGCGCAAGGUGAUAGAGUUCACGCACACCGACUCGCGCCUCGCGAACAAUGGCCUCCCGCCUUCCAUUCAGAGACUCCGCUGCCGUGCCACCUACCAAGCACUUCGAUACACACGAGACAUCGAACGGAUAGGACGGAGACUUGUUGACAGGUUGAGGAAUGGCAGCAAUCACUACAUCGCACUCCAUCUAAGGCAAGCUCUAAACAGCGUUUACGUCGACGUCGACGUCGACUUCGUCUUCGUCUUCGUUCGGACACACAACUUAGAAUGA